Molecule: messenger RNA, 1246 nt
Organism: Lineus longissimus
Lineage: Eukaryota; Metazoa; Nemertea; Pilidiophora; Heteronemertea; Lineidae
Exons: 3
Coding region: 43-795 (250 amino acids)
Source: RefSeq, a predicted model, not a curated record
UCUCCAUAAAAUGCACUUUAAUGCCCAGAACAACAUCCUAAAAUGGCGAGUCGUGAAUCAGUGAAGACGGGUGUCCUUCUUUUCAUCCUCUGCGAUCUUAUCACAUGGAACGCAAUCAUCCACAACAAGUUUACACAACACGAGAAGAGGUUCCAGGCUGGCCUGGCGGAGGAGGAAAAUACGCGUCCGAAACGCUCGACCAACCGCCAAGCCCCGCCAGUCGGCGGUGCCACUUACAUCCGCUGGGGUCGAACCGAGUGUCCAGAUGAGGCAGACCUAGUUUAUAAAGGUUUUGCUGCUGGUGGCUGGUACGCACACACGGGUGCUGGGAGUGAAUAUAUCUGUCUCACUGAUAAUCCAAAAUACGCUAAACACAAGGCCGGGGUGCAAAAUUACUUGUCGUUUAUAUACGGUGUGGAAUUCCAAGUGGAACCUAUUGUGAACGAACUGUUCGAGCAUACCAACUCGAACCCAAAUGACCUGCCGAAUUCUGACGUUCAAUGUGCCGUCUGCAGAAGCCGGCUGAGAACUAGUUCGGUGAUGAUACCAGGGACAAACGAAUGUAUCUCCGGAUGGAACAUGGAGUACUGGGGCUACCUGAUGUCCUCAAGCAGUGGCCAUAAGGCCCAACACACCUAUGCCUGUGUCGACCAUGCACCUCAGAAAGGUACGGAAGGAGGUGCUAAGGACGAGGAUGGAGCGCAGAUGCAUCUUGUGGAAGGACGCUGCGGGUCUCUUCCAUGUCAGCCGUAUAAAGAUGGGCACGAGCUCUCAUGCGUGGUGUGUACCAAAUAACGGGAGAGGUGGUGUUAUGCGAGACUCAAUGCACGAGACUCAAAAUGUGACAUUUCAAUAAUGAUUUCAUCACGAAAGAUCAAAACUAGUGCUUAUGCCUAUGCGGUUUUUACCUCACUAAUGAGAGGCAAAGAACACUAUCAAUCAUGAAAUAUUUGCAGUUGUGUCAACCACACUACCUGGAUGUGACAUUUUAAUGACCAUGGGGACAUUAUCUUGGCUCUGAUUCUUGUCUUAAAUAGUCGAAUUUUAUAUCAUCUAGCGAAAUAAAUGACCGCCGACAUCUAAUUCGAUGAUCGAGGUCCAAGGCAUGAACAAUAUACACUACCGGAAAAGCUAAAAACCAAAUGGGGGAACAUCUUUUGAAAAAAUUAAGAAUUUAAAAAAGGUGAAUGGUAAAGUGUGUUCUGAAAAAUAUCUGUUUCAUGUAAUUUGUCUAUCUUGAUAUUUG